This is a messenger RNA of Solanum pennellii, 376 nucleotides long. RefSeq lists its product as uncharacterized. The record is from RefSeq and is a predicted model, not a curated record. NCBI's taxonomy places the organism in Eukaryota, Viridiplantae, Streptophyta, Magnoliopsida, Solanales, Solanaceae.
GCUUGAUGUGUUCCUACUGUAAGAAGCAUCAGGAAACUAAGUUCCAGACCCUUACUAUGGUGGAGCUCAAGGUACUAGAUAUGCUUGAAGAUGCUUGUGAUUCACUGUUGGAAAGCAUUGUGACAGAGAACAAAUUUUAGGUUCAUAGAUGUACUUUAAUCACCAGUAUUCUUACUGCCAAUAAGGCAAUUGGUUAUUCAAAGCAUAUACCAUGUACUCUACUGCUCAUUGUUUGGACUACCGCGACUUGUAUAGCCGGUCUGGUUCUAGCCCAUGGUAUGCACUGAUGUGUUUAUUGUUUACCUGGCAAGUUAAGCAAAGAUCUGUAGAAAUACAAACUUUAAGGUGAAUGAUGAACCUUCUUGACAUUAGUCCA